Messenger RNA from Haemonchus placei, 177 nucleotides. NCBI's taxonomy places the organism in Eukaryota, Metazoa, Nematoda, Chromadorea, Rhabditida, Trichostrongylidae. The record is from the annotation of a GenBank genome assembly.
CUGAAGGUGAUUCAUUUUCAGGGCGAAAAAUUAGGAACUAUCGAAGAGGAGCUCACUCAUUGGUUAGAUCGUAGUAAAUCGUCAACAACAAAAUCUAGCAAAGAAGACACUUUACCAAAGAAAUCGGCCACAUUUCACAAUAUUGUCGAUCUACAAAAGACUCGUGAGUGUCUUUAG